This is a messenger RNA of Glycine soja, 645 nucleotides long. RefSeq lists its product as uncharacterized. The transcript is spliced from 2 exons. The coding region runs from base 1 to 645 and encodes 214 amino acids. The record is from RefSeq and is a predicted model, not a curated record. Lineage: Eukaryota; Viridiplantae; Streptophyta; Magnoliopsida; Fabales; Fabaceae.
AUGAGGAGAGGCAAGAGUGAGGCAAACACUGAAAAGAAGAAGGAUACUACUCCAAUUGAAUGCAAGGAGGUACCUUAUCCAUUGGUACCCUCCAGGAAAGAUAAAGAGCGACAUUUGGCCAAAUUUCUUGAUAUCUUCAAGAAACUGGAAAUUACUUUGCCAUUUGGAAAAGCACUUCAGCAAAUGCCCCUCUACGCCAAAUAUUUUAUGGAUAUGCUGACAAAGAAGAACCGGUAUAUCCAUAGUGACAGAAUUGUUGUGGAAGAGCUUGAGAUAAUACCUACACGCAUGACCCUUCAGUUAGCUGAUCGCUCCAUCACAAGACCGUAUGGAGUGAUUGAAGAUGUUUUGGUGAAGGUGAAACACCUUAUAUUUCCAGCUGAUUUUGUGGUGAUAGACAUAGAAGAGGAUGCUGAUAUUCCUCUAAUUUUUGGCUUCCCAUUCAUGUCUACUACAAGUUGUGUAGUAUAUAUGGGAAAGAAGAUGUUGCAAAUGGGCAUAGAAGAUCAGAAAAUCAGCUUUGAUCUAUUUCAUGAAGAUAAAGAGCCACCUAACCGGAAUGUCUGUUUUAAAGUUCAUGUGAUGGAGGAAAGAAGACCUAAGAAGAAGGUCCUUGAAGUGGGAACUUUAUUGGAUCCUGGAUAA